UGAAAUUCAGUUGAUAACGGAUAGUCACGGUGUUAAGACGUUCUAACCAACCCAAAAGGCUGAUAAAAUUAUACGAAAAAAAUUUCAAAAAGUGAAACUGUUAGAAAAGCGUCAAUAAUGUUGGAUAAUGAACGUGACAAUGGAUUACGAAUUAACAAAAUGAAGGAGUAAAGGAGUAAAAAAAUUUUAAAAUUUAUUAACAAAGAUGUGAGUUAAAAAAGUUGAGGAAAACUAAAAUAAUUUAAAAAAGUAAAUAUUACAAAAAAGAAGUAAUAAAAAUAAUAAAUUUCAUUAAAAAAUUUUUAAACUAAGAAAAGUUACAAAAUAUACUAAUCAUUUCAAGCAAAUUAACAAUUUGCACGAAAUUAAAAAAAAAAAAUAAUAAGAAAUAAAUAAAGUUUCACCAAAUUUUAAUCAAAACCAAAUACAAACGAGUUAAACGUAGCAGUGCAGCAUUUAACCGCGGUCGCGUUGCUUCGCCACACACCUUCUUGACAGCGCGUUCGGUGCAAUUAAUUUCUUCGCUUUACUGCGGUUGACGCUUUGACGCCACCUACUGUAAUUGGAUUAUUGGAUAAUGGCGUUACAAACAAACAUAAAUGUCUAAUUCUACCGGUGAGAAUUCAUGGUGGCCUGUGCACGUACAUAUCUAAUGUGUAAAAUUAAUGGUUAAUUGCCUUUGAACGUAAGCUUUACUGCUUCCGAAAGCGAUUAAGUGAAGACAACAAAAAUUAAAAGAUUUUUAUAUGCGGAAAUUACAAGCGCACAUAAAAGUUCGUAUCACUGACUGAAAAAAUAAAAAAUUACGAAAUUUUUUAAAGACUUCUUCGUAACAACUUGACUUAUAGCACCAUGGAUGAAUUUCCCGUCUUACAAAUACCUGAUGAUGAAGUACUCGAGGAGGAGGAAUUCGAACGUCUAUACUCCGCUCCUAUUGAAAUUGUCAUAAUACUCUCCAUAUUUUACGGCGGCAUCAGCAUUUUGGCAAUCAUUGGCAACUCAUUAGUCAUUUGGGUGGUAAUAACGGCCCGACAAAUGCGUACGGUCACCAAUACAUACAUAGCAAACUUGGCUGUUGCCGAUGUCAUCAUUGGACUCUUUUGUAUACCGUUUCAGUUUCAAGCAGCUCUUUUACAGCGUUGGAACUUACCCUGGUUUAUGUGUGCCUUUUGUCCUUUCGUGCAAACGUUGAGCGUAAAUGUUUCCGUUUUUACAUUGACCGCCAUUGCGAUUGAUCGACAUCGUGCUAUCAUCAAUCCUUUAAGAGCACGUCCUUCGAAAUAUAUUUCAAAAUUUAUUCUGCUUGGCAUUUGGUUAUCAGCAUUCAUAUUCGCUAGCCCAAUAGCUGUGGCAUUUCGCGUGGAAGUGAUGCAUGAACGUUACAGAGAGGACGGUGUCAUCUACAAUGUGACACGACCAUUCUGCACGAAUGUCAAUCUCUCGGACGAACAGCUAAAGGCUUACCGUUAUGCGCUUGUUAUCGUACAAUACUGUGUGCCCUGCUGUGUCAUCUCCUUCGUCUAUGUACAAAUGGCUGUGAAACUGUGGCUGACGGAAACACCGGGCAACGCCGAGGAUACAAGAGACAUGGCGUUAAUGCGAAACAAGAAGAAAGUCAUAAAAAUGCUCAUUGUUGUUGUGAUUGUGUUCGGCAUCUGCUGGCUACCCUUGCAGUUAUAUAAUGUGCUGUAUGUGACUAUACCAGAAAUUAAUGAAUACCAUUUUAUCAGCAUAAUAUGGUUUUGCUGCGAUUGGCUGGCGAUGAGCAAUAGCUGCUACAAUCCCUUCAUUUAUGGCAUUUACAAUGAGAAAUUUAAACGCGAAUUCAAUAAACGUUUCAAUUUGUGCUUUUGCAAAUUUCGCACCAACAACGAUGCCCACGAGCGCACCUUGUCUAUGCAUACGAGAGCCACCUCGCUGCGCUCGAACUUUGCCAACUCGUCAAUGCGUAUACGUAACAAUUUAUAUGCCGAAGCGGCUGCUGGACAACACAAACCAGAUAUAUACUACACAUAUCGUUAUGCCAAUAUGCGAUCGAGUCGGAAUGGCAGUAAUGCGUCAGCGCACAAUAAUAUUGCUAUGCCUCGUAAAACAAUGCAAACGUAUGACUACAGCAAAACUAAUACCGAGUUGCAUAACGCUGUUGCUGCUGCUGCGGCCAAUGGUCAAAGUGUGCCGCAAUGGCGUCGCAACAACUUCAAGCCACUGUAUCCGGAUGUCAUUGAAUGUGAAGAUGACUUGGACACGCUGAUGCACUCGACACCUACAUCAGAGGAGCCGAAUUCCAGCUCGGCGGGCAGUAAUAAGGUGAAUAUGAGUGCCGGACCGGGUUUCAUAUUCAAAACCACAGGGAAAAGAUAGCUGGGAGCAUUGCCAUGCUAACACAGUUACGCAGAAACCAUGUUCAAUUGUGCAGUGGAAAUGGACCCAAGCAACAAUUAAGCGUACGGCACGCACAUUUGGGCAACGGCAAGUCAGGGUCUUCGGCUUAUUUGACCUAAGCUCCUGCUGGGAAUGCAUGUGCUCUGUGCCCAUUUUGGCUAUUGUUGCUGUAAAUUUGCCGAUUUUGACAAUAAACUCCCAGUAUCGAAGUGUGUCGCAUAUGCGACCGCCAGUCUUGACUCGUGCAAGCAAUAACCACCCAAACAAAGUCUGAUGCGUAGUAAUCGUAACGUCUGCCAUGUUACUGAUGAACCCGCUGGGGCUUUUAAGCAGCGAUUAGAAAUUUUGCAGAAUUUAUAAGCAAUUACUAAUGAUUCAUGUCGUGCUAUUCUACUAGUACAAUAGUUGAAUUUCAAGUUUAUAUGCAUAACAUACAUACAUAUCUAUAUGUGGUUUUGUGUGUGUUUUCAAAUCGGAUUUGUUAUUUCAAAAAUGACAAGUGUUAUUUGAGUUAAAACAAUUUUCAAGUGUGAUAAUACCAAUUAGAAUUCUCAAAGUAAAAUAAAAAAAUUUAAUCUAAAUUAAAACUUAAACAAAA
Molecule: messenger RNA, 2980 nt
Organism: Bactrocera dorsalis (oriental fruit fly)
Lineage: Eukaryota; Metazoa; Arthropoda; Insecta; Diptera; Tephritidae
Product: RYamide receptor
Exons: 10
Coding region: 853-2361 (502 amino acids)
Biological process (GO): G protein-coupled receptor signaling pathway
Cellular component (GO): membrane
Molecular function (GO): neuropeptide Y receptor activity
Source: RefSeq, a predicted model, not a curated record